Penicillium bovifimosum is the source of this 1737-nucleotide messenger RNA. RefSeq lists its product as uncharacterized. The transcript has 5 exons. The record is from RefSeq and is a predicted model, not a curated record. NCBI's taxonomy places the organism in Eukaryota, Fungi, Ascomycota, Eurotiomycetes, Eurotiales, Aspergillaceae. Bases 1 to 1737 code for a protein of 578 amino acids. Gene Ontology annotation, molecular function: nucleic acid binding.
AUGGCGUGGCCAUUCAACGCAGCUGUCAACUCCAGCGAGGGGGAGUAUGCUCUCCUACAGAGCUCUUCCAUUGAGGAUUUGCUUCACCCAAGUUCUAUUCCAUUCGGCAGCACCACAGAUACGCAGAUACCUUCUCGCAUGGGCGUUUUGGUCAUUUCCAACAUUCCAUACACCUUGACUCGGCAUGAGGUUACUUCGUUCCUUGGACGUAGCGCUAGAAUACUCCCAUCUUCUCAUGGAUGCCCGGUCCAUAUACUCAUGGAACGAUCCACUGGGAAGACCAUGGACUGCUAUGUGGAGUUCUCGACGGAGAGACAGGCCAAGGAAACGGUCGAUCGGCUCAGCCGUGCCUAUGAUUCUGGCAGUGCCCCACGAAUGGGUAGCCGCCAUGUUGAUAUUGAAAUGAGCAGCCCAGCCAAAUUGCUGAAAGCCAUCUUCCCUUUGGCCAAAUGCAUUUCGUGGGAGACUGGAAGUCCUGUUCAGCUGGAAAAUAACUAUGAGUGGUCUACCGGGUUCAAUGGCUUCCUCACCGACGAGGAAUUGUUUUGCCUUACUCGUCAUGCCGAGCAGCCACAUAGGAGCGUAUUCGCCUGCAAGGUGCCCCAGCGCUGCUACGAAUCGUUCAUCACCACCAUCUGGAAGUUCCCAUGGCGCGCAACUCAUCUUUACACCGUGCACCACCGUAACGCGUUGUUCCUCACCCUUUGCAAGUUGAUCAGGAUACUGGUUGCCAGCAUAAAAAGGAAUCGGACGAUUGGCCUUGACUCUCGCCUUCUUACUGAGUUGGUUCAGGCAGGAAUCGAGUGCCCGGGUUUUAACCCGCGCAUGAAGUAUUGCUUUGCGUGGUAUUCGGAGGACCAGCAAGCAAUCAUGUCCUUGGAUCAUGACUGGUGUCUGUAUUUCCCAUACGAUACAAUGACCUAUCUCCCAGGUCACACUAUUGCGACGAUGCAGUUCUAUGCCUUCCUCAUGAACAGGGGCUCCGUUUUGCGCACCGAGGCUGAGGGCUUGGUCAACGAGCAUCAUGAUCCUCGGCUUGAACGAAUCUUUGGAAGGUUCUGGUUUGAUUGGCAGGGAGAUGCAGCCCGUCAAAUGGUAUUCAAGGACGCCAUCAUCUACGAAGCCGCCGUCCUGCGCAAGUUCAUCAUCACUGGAUUUCAGCACCUUCGUAGAAGGACGUCUAGUGCUUCGACAAUUGGCACUGCGCCAUACUCCUCGCCGAACCCCAGCGAGGUCUCCGCUCCAGACAGCGAGCGAACAAUCUCAGUGACCCAAAACAUCUCUGUGGAUCCUAGCCCUGCUUUCCAGCAGACCUCGAACCUGGCGACUAUUGACGAAUUUACCAGUCGCUUCUACAUACCUGGGCAGGAUACCAAUGUGCCGAGUGGUACCACUCGUGUUGGCUCCCAAGGUGAUAUUACUAACGAACUCCCGGUAACCCCAACGCGUUCGCCUCCCGUGGCAGCCGAGCGCUACCGUGCACCUCACGCUCGAACUGUCAGUGUCACCCGCACGGCUCGUGAUCACGGGAUGCAGGGCAACUGGCGCAUGCCGCAUUCUCAGGAACAACCUCGUCCGGGCUACUACGUACCGCAUUCGACCACGGACUAUAAACUGCGCUCAUCGUCGGACCCUUUCGCUCCGGCUCCGCUCCCUCCGAGGACCUGGCCUAGCAAGCGUUCCCGCUCCGAUUGCAUCAGUAAUAUGUUUGGACUGCUGGAAGAGGCAGAGCCUUAA